AUGAAAAGCUGGGGGAUUCUAUACCUUAUCAUUUUUAUUGCCUUAAAAGAAGCACAGUCAGCGAAUCUUCGAAUAGUGGGGCCUGUCUACUUCACUCAAGAUAAUGAGAUGGCAGUGGACCCUAAGGCCCCAUUGCCACCUGGGGUGGUGAGGGCCCGGGUGCAGGAAGGGGUCCCUCCUCCGCUCUGCGCAGGCAGAUGUGCCUCACCACCAGCCGGACCCGUCUGCGCCUUCGAUGCUACAGGAACAGCUAGAACAUUCGCCACUCUCUGUGAAUUGGAAGCUGUUUCGUGUCGAGAAAGUACAUAUUACGCUAUCACAGGAUUGGGGGAGUGUUGA
Molecule: messenger RNA, 339 nt
Organism: Pieris macdunnoughi
Lineage: Eukaryota; Metazoa; Arthropoda; Insecta; Lepidoptera; Pieridae
Source: the annotation of a GenBank genome assembly